CUUCAGCAGCGCGUUUUCCAGCCAUAUCUAUGAUCAAGCCGAUGUAAUGAGAGAAAGACGGUACGGCAGUUAGUGUCUAUCAAGUGGGUUACGAAAGGAAGGAAUGAAAGACGAGAGGAGGUCGAGGAGGUCGAGAGUCAAGAUGUUGUCAAGCUAAGCGGUGCAGGCCAUCCUGAAUGAAGUAUGUCAGCGCUUAGUCAGCCGAAGUGCAAGCGGAGUGCGAAAAUUCUUGGUGCGCCUACAACAGGCCUCAACGUCGACAACGUUGACAAACCAUUCUUGUCCUCUACCCUCAUCAUCCCCCGCCGUCUCAUUACUCACUUUUCUUGGUUUGCAACAUGUGGAGACCUGCCACUCGCGAAGUUACGGGAACUAACGAAAGUGAGCACUUGCAUCAUCUUUGUGUUCACGAACCUGUCUCAAACUGCUUUACAGUACCCCUUGGAAAUAGGCGUCGCUUCGGGCCUGCGCCAGUCGGGGAAACUGCUCCCCCUCAGUUGGCACAGCCGUCCCCUUCAGCGUACCCUCGCCCACAAGUGGCGAGUGAUAGAGAGAGCUCUCAGGGCAGCCGAAAUGAAUCACCGGCGCCCAAUGCUUCAGCUGACCCAAAUGCCCCACGAAAGCGACGCAGUCGUUGGGGUGACGCGAAGACCGAGAUUCCUGGAUUGCCUACCGCCAUCUCCGCCAACGGUGUCUCCCAGGCUCAUCUCGACAACUACGCCAUUCAUCUGCGGUUGGAAGAAAUCAACCGGAAGCUCAGGUUGAAUGACUUUAUCCCUCCCGAGCGUGAACGCUCGCCAUCUCCACCACCGACAUACGAUGCUCACGGUCGUCGUACUAACACACGUGAAGUUCGCUACCGCAAAAAGCUCGAAGACGAGCGCAUCCGUCUCGUUGAUCGUGCUAUGAAGAAUGAUCCCAACUUUCGUCCCCCCGUUGAGUAUCAUCAGCAGAAACGUUCCCAGCGACCCUCCGAGAAGGUCUAUAUUCCGGUCAAGGAAUUCCCAGAGAUCAACUUCUUUGGUUUACUGGUUGGUCCCCGUGGUAACAGUUUAAAGAAGAUGGAGAGAGACAGUGGAGCCAAAAUCAGCAUUCGUGGAAAGGGGAGUGUCAAGGAGGGGAAAGCCAGACCCGAGCAAUAUGCUGAAGAUGCGGAAGAAGACCUCCACUGCCUUGUCACUGCUGACUCUGACGACAAGGUUACAGCCUGUGUUCGUAUGAUAAACAGAGUCAUCGAGACUGCUGCCUCCACCCCCGAGGGUCAAAAUGACCACAAGCGUAAUCAACUCCGUGAGCUUGCGGCUCUGAACGGAACUCUUCGAGAUGAUGAAAAUCAAAUCUGUCAAAACUGUGGGGGUGUCGGUCAUCGCAAGUAUGAUUGCCCAGAGCAGCGUAACUUCACGGCAAACAUCAUCUGUCGUGUUUGCGGUAGUGCGGGGCAUAUGGCUCGUGAUUGUACUGUAAACAGGGACCCCAACGCAAUUCAUGCGCCCCCGCCACCCUCAUCUUCCAUGGCUUUGACGAAAGGCGGCUUCGAUUCGGAGUAUGCCAGUUUAAUGGCGGAGUUAGGAGAAGGGGGAAAGGGACCAGGUGGAGACGCAGGAAAGCCAUGGACCGGCUCGGCUGGACACGAUAUCACCGCUGGCGGUUCCAACAUCCCCCCUUGGCGUCGCCCAGAAGUUUGGCAGAGCAGUACGACAAACGUUCCCCAGCAGAAUACUGGCUUCCGUCCUCCUCAAGCAGGUUACGCUGGAGGAUACUCUGCAGGAGGUUAUGGCGGUGCCGCUCAAUGGGGCCAACCAGGCUAUGGUCAGAGUGGCGGCGGCAGCGGCUACUAUGCUCAAACCCAGGAAUACGGUGCAAAUUACGCACAAUACUACCAAAGCCAAUAUGCUCAACAGACUGGUACCCCAGCACACUAACCCGACUUAUUCUCACCUCGCAGCACUUGCAAAACUCACAUUCCGUAAUGAUAUCAUUUCACUUUUCGUCAGCUUCUGGACCCAGUCCCCUCCUACCGACGCGAUCGGGGUUUGGAAGUGUGGCAGGUAUACGUGACUCAUGUUUCUUUCGGUUAGAACGUUGACGGAUUGACGCAUACUCACCUGACGACUGACCUCGUUGACGUUUCUCAGCUUAGCAUCCUUGUUUCACUUUUCUGUUUCGUCUGUGUAGCUCACCCUUCUUUUAACAUAGCAAACGUGUAUUCUCUGAUACGAUACCAGCUUGUACUGAAUUGAAAGUACUGAUCUCAGAGUGAAUUUGACAUCAUAUGUGUGCUAUCUUGAGUG
Somion occarium is the source of this 2291-nucleotide messenger RNA. NCBI's taxonomy places the organism in Eukaryota, Fungi, Basidiomycota, Agaricomycetes, Polyporales, Cerrenaceae. The record is from the annotation of a GenBank genome assembly.